UCAAACAAAGGCAAUAGUAUCAACUUUCAAAGCUGUUAAACUAUGUUGUAAACUAAAUAAAGGGUAAUAGUAUCCAGCGAUAUCCACAAGCGAUGUAAAAUAGUUUUUGUUGUUUGUUUUGUCAUGUGUAAAGGCGCGUCCACACUGGAGCAACAUUUGGCAACUUGUAGCAAUUUUAUGUUGCAACAAGUUGCUAAAUGUUUAAUUUAUUAAACUUUUGACAUAAAACAAACUGUCCUCACUAGUGCAACAAUGUUAAUGAAUGUUUGAACUUGUUGAAUCACAAAUUCAGUUGAGUACAACAUUCUGUCCAUACUGCUGUAGUUUUGUGACAUGAUGGAGGAAGACUUAUUAACUGCUACCGCGUGCUUUCUAAUUUUGUGUGGUGAUUCACGAAAACGGAAGCGUAAAUGUUGGGUCCGUCCAAGUUUGAAGAAAAGGGAAAAAUAUGGUGGAAAGGAAAUAUUAUCGGAUUUAAAGAAAGAUGACGUUUUAUUAGAACUUCGAACCGAUGGGUGCUUCAAAAAUUUUUUGCGCAUGAGUAGUUCAGAUAUGGAAUUUUUGCUGCAAAAAAUUGCACCAGUGAUAAGAAAACCAGAUACUAACUGUAGAAAGGCUAUACCUCCACAAGAACGAUUAGCUGUAACAUUGCGCUUUCUGGCAACUGGAGAUUCCUACAGCAGCUUGAUGUAUUUAUUUAAGAUUUCGAAACAAGCUAUCUCAAAGAUAGUACCAGAAGUAUGUGCUGCGCUAGUAAAUGCAAUUAAAGACCAAGUUAAGAUGCCUAAAACUGCUCAAGAAUGGGAAACAAUUACUAAUGGUUUCAGUGUUCUUUGGAAUUUUCCAAAAUGUGUAGGCGUCAUGGAUGGCAAGAACAUUGCAAUACAAGCACCAAAAAACAGUGGAAGUGAUUUCUUCAAUUACAAAACGUUUUUUAGCAUUGUUCUGUUCGGCGUAAUGGAUGCUAAUUACCGAUUUUUGUAUUUUCAUGUAGGCUCCCAAGGGAGAAUAUCUGAUGGAGGAGUUUUCGAAAAUACAUUAUUCAAAAAACUAUUAACUCGCUGCAAACUCAACCUUCCAGAAUAUAGCUCUUUACCAGGACGUGAGAAAUUAGUCCCUCACGUAUUUUUAGGGGAUGAUGCCUUCCCAUUAUCACCAAAUUUACUGAAACCCUACCCUGGGGCGCAGGACAAAGGGUCUCCCAAAAGGAUAUUUAAUUACCGUCUCAGUAGAGCGAGAAGAAUAUCAGAAAAUGUUUUUGGAAUGUUAUCUUCGAUUUUUAGAAUAUUUAGAAAACCCUUACUUUUAGAACCAGAAACUGCAGAAGUUGUUGUUAUGGCUUGCAUUUACUUGCAUAAUUUUUAAGGAAUAGUUCAAGAUCUAAAAAUUCCUACAAUCCCCCAGGUACAUAUGACGGUGAAGAUAAAGAUACAGGACGUGUUUUAGAAGGAUCGUGGAGAAGAGAAACUCAGAGUAAUACAUUUACUUCAUACAAGAAAGUUGCACGAAAUGCAUCAACUGAAGCAAAAGAUAUUAGGCAAGAGUUUGCAGAUUUUUUCGUUACACCUUUGGGGAUGGUGCCGUGGCAGAAUAAUUAUUGAAUUAUAAUUCAUGUAUAAAUUGAAAUUGCCUAUUUAUUUGUUUGAAUAAUUAAUAACAGAAAAGUUAAUAUCUAAAAA
Molecule: messenger RNA, 1679 nt
Organism: Diabrotica virgifera virgifera (western corn rootworm)
Lineage: Eukaryota; Metazoa; Arthropoda; Insecta; Coleoptera; Chrysomelidae
Exons: 2
Coding region: 334-1365 (343 amino acids)
Source: RefSeq, a predicted model, not a curated record